Molecule: messenger RNA, 2696 nt
Organism: Schizosaccharomyces cryophilus OY26
Lineage: Eukaryota; Fungi; Ascomycota; Schizosaccharomycetes; Schizosaccharomycetales; Schizosaccharomycetaceae
Product: RINT1 family protein
Exons: 1
Coding region: 61-2091 (676 amino acids)
Biological process (GO): regulation of ER to Golgi vesicle-mediated transport; retrograde vesicle-mediated transport, Golgi to endoplasmic reticulum; endoplasmic reticulum to Golgi vesicle-mediated transport
Cellular component (GO): Dsl1/NZR complex
Source: RefSeq, a predicted model, not a curated record
CGUCUAUUAAUUAUAAGGUGAAAAAGAAGGGAUUUGAGUUAGGCAUUAGCUGUUAUUGGCAUGAAUUUAACUUUUAGUGACUUUAUUGAUUUACGAAUUCGACAGCCUUACAAAAGAGAUGAAUUGACAAAGUUUGUUCAAGACAUUGAGCAACUGCAGCUCCCAGAUUUUGACUCAUUGCCUGAAAUUACAGAAGAGGAAAAACAAAUUAUACGGGAAGAUUUCGAGUACAAAAAAGCAAGAAUUGGAUUAGAAGAUGCUUGGCUAGAAGCGUCAGAGGCUGAAGAGCCAGUGCCAAUUCUCAGAGAUACGGUAGUUAUUUUGAUGGAAGUUAAGGAUUUCAUUAAGAAAGUUAAAGAUGAUACUUCGGAUGAUAACAUAUUUGCUUUGGAAAAAGAUUGGCAUCGAUUGUCAACUAAAGAAGACCAGGCUGGAAUCUUGCCAAACUGUAUCCUCAGUAUGACAGAAAUACUUUUUACAGAAAAAAAGGAGAGUGCUCAGCAAAAGCUAAAAGAAAUCAUUCGUGAAAGACUGAAACUUGAUUUCGAAUGGCCUUCUCUAGACGGUAACAAGUAUGCAGUAUCGGUAUACAAAAGCUUCGUCGACUAUCUUCGAUCCGUCAAUGCUUUUUCAAAUGGAAAUUCUGGACAUCCUUUAUUCUUGGAAGUUUUUGUUGAACCCUAUGCAAAUCAGUUUCGCUAUCAUUUCAUGUCCAAAAGACAAACAAAUUUAAUCUCAAAGCCAGAGUGGUUUUAUGAAUAUCUCUUAAAAACUUUUCGUUCUUUGAGAGCUUUUUUCUUAAAUCUCAGAAAAUGUGAAGCUGACUCUUUUUUUUUUCUAUUCUCUGACUUUAUCCUUAUGCUUAAUGACCUUGUCAAAGAGAAGCUUUCUCACAUUGCAAAAUAUGAUGAUUAUUUAGUUCACCUAACUCACGAAACCCUUCAUUAUACAGUACACUUAAAACAAUAUUUUGGUUCAGAUCAUGAUUACUUGAUUGAUUUUCUGUUUUGUCAGCCUUCUAUUUAUGAUAAGUGGCUCAACCUUGAAGCUCAGCAAAUGAAUGCAAAAUUAAAUGAUAUAAAAUCGUCCAAAGAUGCUUGGGAUAUGGCGGUUGAUCAGGCUAAUGACUAUAACUUUACGGUUCCAACAAAGACUACUAUUCGUUUUCGAGACAUGAUGGAAUCAACGUAUGCUACACUCCGGCUGUUACCUUCUUUUAAGUAUAAAAGGGAUUUUUUUGAAAAGGUUCAAUUGGAACCGUUGCAACAGUACGUUCAGUGGCUUCAGUCUUUCUAUGAGGCACAUGAGAGCUCCCAAAGUGAAGCAUUACCUGGAUCAUUACAACUAGGCCGUCAAAAUGAAACUACUGAAGUAGAACGUAUGUGCAAAUUGUAUAGCAAUUUUCAUCUCUUAAAAAAUUGGAUCGAUGAUUAUGAAGAUGAAGAAAUAUAUAUUGAGAUUGGGAGUCAUUAUGGUCAUAAAGAACAUUCUGCCUUUUUCGUCAUGAAGAAUAGAAUCGAUGUUUUGAAGAAAGGAUCAUUCCGACUCAUUUUACGUGCAGCAAUUCAGAUGCUGCAGCCUUUGGUUAAUGACUACGCUGACAUCGAUACGUGGGUAAUAAAGGAACAACCAUUAAAUGUUGAUAUUGCUACAUCUCCCGUAUCCUCAGAGAUACUGAAAAUUCAAAGUUCUUUAAGGAACCUUAUAAGAACGUUAGAAAGUCUUCUUUCCGGUGCCUCGUUGCGUGAGGUUAUAUAUCAAUUAGGAAUAAUUGUCGGAAACUGGUUUGUUAAAAUCAUAAUGUCCCAUCAAUUUAGUCUCCGCGGUGGUAUACAGUACACAAGAGAUAUAAUGCAGAUUCUAUUGGAAUUUUCAUACUAUCCAUUACUAACUUUUAAGAAAUUGACAUCAUCUAUUGAACUGCUGUCAUUGGAUCUGGGCAAAGAAAUGACCAUUAGAAGUUUUAUAAAAGCGAUUAAGGAUGAUAAUCAUCAAGUUGUUGACCAAGUAUUGAAAGAAAAAGGGAUUGAGCUUCAAUAUUCAGAAGUGCUUGAUGUUUUAUAUCGACGAGUAGAGGCAUGGAAGGAUUAGAGUAAUCCUAAAUUAUUAUAAAUUACUUAUUACCUCUAGGGAGUAGAAGUGGCCUUUAAGCGCAUUUUGUGCAGAAAAGAAGGAUUGUACUCAUAGUGUAUACCAUUACCAGGUGAACGACGAAAUGGUAAAAACCAGUCAUACCAAUGAUCGCCCAUUACAGAUCUCCAGUUUUUUGAAUACCCCAAAUCCCAAGGAAGGUCGCCCGGAUCGCUUUGUACAUGAACACGACUGGUCAUUUGCUCUGGAAAAAACACACUAAAGUGAUAAACCUUCGACUUCCACUUUCUUCCUUCAUGGCUAUUCAUGUUUAAUAGUAGAAAAACAGUCUGUCGAAGUAAUAAAGCACCCAUGAAAAGAACGCCAAAGCCAGAACUAAUUAUGUUAAAUACGAAGGUACAAAGUUUGUGAAAACAUACGAUAUUAAAACAAAGAUCCAAGUUCCAGGAAGGCUUCGAUAUUCUCCUUUACGAGCGUACAUUAUUGCAGUGCUAAUCAAGACAAAAAGAGAUGCAAUGGUUCCAUAAAAUAGAAAUUGAUAGAAGAAUUUGUGAUUGCUAAAACAAAUAUCUUUACCAACGCUAUUACCAUUAUUAGCUAGAAGG